Suillus subalutaceus is the source of this 900-nucleotide messenger RNA. RefSeq lists its product as uncharacterized. NCBI's taxonomy places the organism in Eukaryota, Fungi, Basidiomycota, Agaricomycetes, Boletales, Suillaceae. The coding region runs from base 1 to 900 and encodes 299 amino acids. The record is from RefSeq and is a predicted model, not a curated record. The transcript is spliced from 5 exons.
AUGAGGAUAUUCAUAUUGUCCGCAUGGCAAACAGAGGAAGGCGAAGUGAGGAUCAAUGGAAUUGACUUCAAUGAAACGUUGGGGGGCAACAGUUUCACAGAUACAAAGGACUGGAAGCCCAUGUUAUCGGAGUGGAAUGCCUAUGUUGGAGAAGAGUUCGUCGACCGGAAUGAUGACGAGGAUGGCAAUGAGGAGGGGGAAGCAAAGGAGAGCAGGAAGCAAAGGAGAAGGAAGGAGGAAUUCGCAUUGGAGAUGGAUACCUAUGGACUUCCGAUCAUACCAGAUAUUGAGUGCCUUAACCCAGAGAACAAAAAGUCUCUUAUCCGGACAUUCCUCACAAAACACUACAGUAUUUUGCAGGGUUUUGCAGUCAAAGCCAAAGGCAGUCUGUUCCUUGAUCUGCAGAAGAUCAAGGACCUGUCAAAGCUUCAGUUACAUGAAGCCAAUCAGCUCUUAGAGUUCCGGCAUCAGAGACAAAAGGACAAGGUUCAGCCAACAUUUGAAUUCAAAGGCUGGCAAGACCAUGAUAAGGAGGUGAGAGAACUGGUGGAGAAGAUCUCCAGAAGACCAACCGGGAAGUCAACCGGAAAGUCAUCUAGGAAGUCGACCAGGAAGUUGACCAGGAAGUCGACCAGGAAGUCGACCGGAAAGUCAUCUGGGAAGUCGAUUGGAAGGGUGGAACAGGAGUCAGGCAGUGAGGGUGAGGAUGGUGAUGAAGACGAAGGUGAUGAAACUGGAAAGUCGACCGGAAAGUCAUCUAGCAGUGAGGGUGAGGAUGGUGAUGAAGACGAAGGCGAUGAAACCAGAAAGUUGACUGGAAAGUCAUGUGGGAAGCCGACCAGAAGGGCUGAACAGGAGUCAAGCAGUGGGGGUGAGAAUGGUGAUGAAGACAGAAGGUGA